UCAGUUACUGUUUUAGGUAAAACCCACUGGAUUAUAUAAGAAAUAUAUAAGGAGACCAGUUAAUCCCAUAAUGAAUAAACUUUCCAAAAUAAACCGAUAUGAAUGACUAGAUUGGUGACAGUUAUAACAAGCAUCGAUGGAUCGAUUAAGUAUAAUUUCUGGAGCACUGUUUUUUACAGCUGAUGUCUUUGCAGUGGCAAGUUUGGCCAUGCCAAGGUGGAUUGUUUCAGAUAUCGGAGGUCGAACAUAUAUUGGACUUUUGAAAUCCUGUCUAGAAAUGUAUGGACAACAGCAGAGUGAGAUGUGUUUUACACCUUCCCCUAUCCGUGCUGAAUGGAUACUGACAUUUAUCUGUAUAAUUCUUGGUAUAAUGUGUGUCACAACAACCAUAAUACUACUAAUUAUAUCUCACUGGAGAUAUCGAGUGAUGAAACAUGCAAGAUGGCUUGGAUUUGCUGCCAUGAUUCUGUUCUGUAAAGCUGCAGUAGUAUUCCCUAUAGGAUUUAAUAUGGAUCAGAUUGGUGGAGAGCCGUAUCAGUUGCCUAAUAAUUACCAAGUUGGAAUCUCAUAUAUCUUUUUCGUUCUGGCUUUAUGGAUAACUGUUGUAUCAGAACUUUUUGCCAGUAAAGUCUGCUUACCACAUUUCUAGAACUAAUGUUUCUAACAUUGUUGCAUGAACAAAAGAAAAGCAAGCCUAUCUUUACAUCAUUUACAUGGUU
Messenger RNA from Mytilus trossulus (common blue mussel), 719 nucleotides. Its product is annotated as modulator of smoothened protein-like. Gene Ontology annotation, biological process: negative regulation of smoothened signaling pathway. Gene Ontology annotation, cellular component: ciliary membrane; Golgi apparatus. Bases 137 to 649 code for a protein of 170 amino acids. The record is from RefSeq and is a predicted model, not a curated record. The transcript has 3 exons. NCBI's taxonomy places the organism in Eukaryota, Metazoa, Mollusca, Bivalvia, Mytilida, Mytilidae.